Eucalyptus grandis is the source of this 627-nucleotide messenger RNA. Its product is annotated as stemmadenine O-acetyltransferase. The record is from RefSeq and is a predicted model, not a curated record. The transcript has a single exon. Lineage: Eukaryota; Viridiplantae; Streptophyta; Magnoliopsida; Myrtales; Myrtaceae. Bases 1 to 627 code for a protein of 208 amino acids.
AUGGAGAUUGCAGUUGAAAUAACCUCCAGAGAGACCAUCAAACCGUCUUCUCUGACCCCGGACCACCUCCGCCACUACCGACUCUCAUUCCUCGACCAAAUCUCCCCGCCAGUCUAUAACCCAUUUGUCCUCUUCUACACCCCAAAGAAAGAAGGUGGUCAAUCCAACAUAGAUGACAUAUCCAGCAAGCUCAAAGCUUCCUUAUCUUGCAUCCUCACACAUUUCUACCCUUUGGCGGGCCGCCUCAAAGGCAACGUCUCAAUCGAAUGUGACGACGCGGGAGUGCCCUACUCCGAAGCCAUCGUCAAGUGCCAAGUUUCCGAGUUUACUGAGAAUCCAGACCCACGAGAGCUAAGGAACUUGGUUCCUUUCGUUCUUGAUGCCAGCGACGAAACAACUUUUGGUGUCCAAUUUAAUAGAUUUGACUGUGGUGGAAUCGCCAUAGGAAUAUGCAUGUCACACAAGAUAGCGGAUGCGCUAUCCUUGCUCACGUUCAUCAAUAUGUGGGCCGCCGUUUGUCGGGGAGAAGAGAUCGUAGCGCCUCCUCAAUUCCCCUCAGCCGAGCUUUCCCGCCGAAGAACAUAUUGGGUUUCGAACCGAGCACGGGGAUUAUCAGAGACAACAUAG